AUGAUGAUUUUGCACCAUACUUACCGGGAAAUAUGUCUCCACAGCUUGGCAGCCUCAACUGUAAGGGACUGGGCUAGAGCUGCAGUAGCAACCAAAUCCUAUCCAUAUAAACAAAAAAUGAUCAAAUAUCUCAUAUAA
Molecule: messenger RNA, 138 nt
Organism: Blumeria graminis f. sp. triticale
Lineage: Eukaryota; Fungi; Ascomycota; Leotiomycetes; Helotiales; Erysiphaceae
Source: the annotation of a GenBank genome assembly